Molecule: messenger RNA, 4179 nt
Organism: Chionomys nivalis (European snow vole)
Lineage: Eukaryota; Metazoa; Chordata; Mammalia; Rodentia; Cricetidae
Gene: Hfm1
Product: helicase for meiosis 1
Exons: 30
Coding region: 143-3568 (1141 amino acids)
Molecular function (GO): ATP binding; nucleic acid binding
Source: RefSeq, a predicted model, not a curated record
GUUUGACUAAGCCAGGCUUGGGGAGUCAUUGGAGGAGCCGGCGGAUCGGCACUCGGCGCUGCGGCCUGGGCCUGGCGGGCCUCAGGCGUGGGGAGCGAGUGAGCGACCGGCCGGGAUUUUAGACAGAGUCUGGUGUUUAGCAAUGCCGAAAUCAAACGAUUGCUUUUUCUCCCUGGAUAAUUUGUUUUUCAGCAGCCCAGAUGAAGCUGGAAACUUCCCAGUUAAGGGGAAAUCAUUGGAUUGGUUUCUCCCUCCAGCUCCACUGAUUUCAGAAAUUCCAGAUAUUCAAGAGUUAGAGGAAGAAAUUGAAAGUCAUAAGCUGUUAGGCCAAGAAAAGAUACCAAAAAUGUUAACAUCAAAUUUGAAGAUCAUUAAUGAAGACAAAAAUUGUAUUUCACCAACACAAAAAUUCCAUUUUCCCUAUAAUGUGGGUACCCAGGAUUACCUAAAUGUAGGAGGAUCAAGUAACGAAGACUCAUCCCGUAUUGCUGGCAAGCUGGUGUAUGGCUCGUCUCAGAAAUAUAAAGACCACAUGGGCACUAAGAAUGGUCCUGGUGAUUCAAAAUCACCUAAUGUUGCAGAGGAUAGAGGAGAGGGGACAACAGCCUUCAAGAAAAGCCCAGUGAAACUUACCCAAACAAAGAUAAACAAGGAGAAAUGGAACUGUAGCAACAAUAAACAGAAACUUCAGUAUUCCACAAAUAAAGGGAAAGCAAAAGAUGGGUUUCCUGCUUCUGAAACUGGAGAAAACAUAUUCGAAGUGCCGGCCUUCUCCGUCGCAUCCCAGCCUCAUGACGUUCAAGGUAUAACUCCAAGUGGCUUAGGUUCCUUGAAGGCUGUCACAGAAAUUCCGGCAAAAUUUAGGAGUAUAUUCAAAGAAUUCCCUUACUUCAACUAUAUACAAUCCAAAGCCUUUGAUGAUCUUCUUUACACAGAUAGGAAUUUUGUGAUCUGUGCCCCCACUGGUUCUGGUAAAACUGUAGUGUUUGAACUUGCAAUAACUAGAUUGUUAAUGGAAGUUCCGUUGCCAUGGUCCAACAUGAAGAUUGUUUACAUGGCACCAAUAAAAGCCCUUUGUAGUCAGCGGUUUGAUGACUGGAAAGAAAAAUUUGGAUCGUUAGGCUUGAAUUGUAAAGAACUUACUGGAGAUACAGUAAUGGAUGACCUAUUUGAGAUUCAACAUACCCAUAUAAUUAUGACGACUCCAGAGAAGUGGGACAGCAUGACCAGGAAGUGGAGAGACAACUCUUUAGUCCAGCUGGUUCGACUGUUUCUCAUUGAUGAGGUGCAUAUUAUAAAAGAUGAAAACCGUGGUCCAAUUCUUGAGGUUGUUGUUAGCAGAAUGAAAACUGUCCAGUCUUCAUCUAGGGCUUUGCAGAAUGCCAGCCCUGUCCCUAUGAGAUUUGUAGCUGUGUCUGCAACCAUUCCCAAUGCUGAGGACAUUGCAGAGUGGCUUUCGGAUGGUGAGAGACCUGCCGUGUGUCUGAGAAUGGAUGAGAGCCACAGACCUGUGAAACUUCAGAAAGUGGUGCUGGGCUUUCCCUGCGGCAGUAGCCAAACGGAAUUUAAGUUUGACUUAGCCCUCAACUAUAAAGUGUACAGUGUGAUACGGACUUACUCCGAUCAGAAGCCCACACUUGUGUUUUGUGCAACAAGGAAAGGUGUGCAGCAGGCUGCUUCUGUUCUUGUGAAAGAUGCUAAAUUUAUUAUCUCCAUGGGACAGAAACUCAGGUUACAGAAGUCUGCGUAUUCUAUAAGGGAUUCGAAACUUAAAGAUGUUGUGGUGUAUGGUGUCGGCUACCACCAUGCUGGGUUGGAGCUGUCCGAUAGGAAACUGGUUGAAGAACUGUUUACUUCUGGAGAUCUCCCAGUUCUUUUUACCACGAGCACUCUUGCCAUGGGAGUGAACUUGCCGGCUCACCUGAUAGUUAUAAAGUCUACCAUGCACUACAUUGGAGGCAUGUUUGAGGAGUACAGCGAGACAGACAUCCUGCAGAUGAUUGGGAGAGCCGGCAGACCUCAGUUUGACACGACAGCUACUGCAGUUAUUAUGACCCGGUUAAGCACAAGAGAGAAGUACGUUCAGAUGUUAGCAUGUAAGGACACCGUAGAAAGCAGUUUGCACAGACAUCUGAUCGAGCAUUUAAACGCAGAGAUAGUGCUGCAUACCAUCACAGAUGUGAACAUUGCUCUGGACUGGAUCCGGUCAACCCUCCUGUACAUCAGAGCUCUGAAGAACCCGUCGCACUACGGUUUUGUAUCUGGAUUGAACAAAGAUGGAAUCGAAGCGAAAUUACAAGAAUUGUGUUUGAAGAAUCUGAAAGAUUUAUCAUCACUGGACUUAAUAAAGAUGGAUGAAGAUGUUUAUUUCAAACCAACAGAGGCAGGAAGACUAAUGGCUUGGUACUAUAUUACAUUCGAGACAGUGAAGAAGUUUUGUACAAUCAGUGGAAAGGAAACUUUAUCAGAUUUAAUUUCGAUGAUAGCCAGCUGCAAUGAGUUCCUGGACGUGCAGCUGAGGACGAGCGAGAAGAGAGCACUGAACACUUUAAACAAAGACCCGAACCGGAUCACCAUCAGAUUUCCAAUGGAAGGGAGAAUUAAAACAAGAGAGAUGAAAGUAAAUUGUCUCAUACAGGCUCAGCUGGGAUGCAUUCCUAUACAAGAUUUUACUUUGACACAAGAUACCUCAAAGAUUUUCAGAAGUGGCUCACGAAUUGUAAGAUGGUUGUCAGAUUUUGUGGCUUCCCAGGAAAAGAAGUUUGCUGUGCUUUUAAACAGUGUGAUUUUAGCUAAAUGCUUUAAGUGUAGGCUUUGGGAAAACUCUCGACAUGUAUCUAAACAGCUGGAUAAAAUCGGCAUAUCAUUGUCAAAUACCAUGGUAAAUGCAGGUUUGACUUCCUUUAAAAAAAUAGAAGAAGCAAAUGCAAGAGAAAUUGAACUGAUUUUAAGUAGACUUCCGCCUUUCGGAACCCUGAUAAAAGAAGCUGUGAUGUAUCUACCAAAGUAUGAACUUGAAGUGGAGCAGAUUUCUAGAUACAGUGACACCAAGGCCGAGAUAUUGGUGACUGUUGUAUUAAGAAACUUUGAGCAGCUACAGACCAAAAGAACAGCACCAGACUCUCACUACACUACCUUAAUCAUAGGCGAUGCAGAUAAUCAAGUCGUUUUUAAGCACAAAAUUAUGGAUUCUGUUUUGUUAAAAAAUGGAAAUUGGGCUAAAAAAAUUGAUGUGAAGAGAUCGCUUAUAUCUGAAGAUCUUAGCAUUAAUCUAAUUAGUUCUGAUUAUGUUGGUCUUGAUAUUCAGCAGAAAUUUACAGUCUUUUAUUUAGGCCCCAGGAGGUGUGUAAAUCAAACAGUUAUGCAAGGAAGGUUAGAAACAGACAUUUCUCAUCCCAAGCACUCAAACAGAGCUGCUGCAGCAGUGUACAAUGAAGGUAAACAGCACUAUUCAUUUCUGCUUUCCAUAACAUCAGUGUGGCCUGCAGGGGGUUACCACAAGAUCACUCUCUCAAUUGCUGGUCUCUGGGAUUGCGUAUUUAGGCUUCAGAUAAUAACAACAUACUAAUAAUAUAUAGUAGUAAUUAUCUGUUACGAUUAAUAGAGAUGUUAGUUGAGCAACACUUUAUUUGAUCAGUCUUUAUAUACAUUAUCCGUUUUCACGUGUAUUUCACUUUUUGGGUCAUUCUCUGGGGAGGAUGGUGAUGUGUGGGAGUCCUCAGACUUGAUGAAGCAGACCAGAGUGAAAAUGAAUUUAGCUUUUUACCAGGAGUAAUUUUAAACAUACAUAAAGUGUGUAAUGAACUCCUGGAUACUCAAUAGCCACCUUAAACAAGAAUCAACUCAUAGCUUUUACUGUGUACCUAAUGUCUUGUUCAGUUUUCACCGUUUGUAAUCUGAAGCCAAUACCAGAUAGUGCACUAUUCCCAUGUAAAUGUUUCAUUGAAAAUUUGUAAAUGGUAACGAUUUUUAAAGCUAUCUUUUACACAUAAAAGUUAAUGCCAUCCAUUACUUAGUCAGUGUUCAAAUUACUGUCUCAUGGCCAUCUAAGGACUGUGUCUGUCAUCUUGCUAUGACGUAGGUGUGCAAACUCUGGGCCCUUUCGGCUCGCGGCUAGUCAUUUCAGCAGGUGUUUGACUGCACCACGGCAGGAGUAGCCAUGCGAAUCGCAGGAGUCUG